Messenger RNA from Neomonachus schauinslandi (Hawaiian monk seal), 642 nucleotides. It is a transcript of the gene LYRM9, whose product is annotated as LYR motif containing 9. Bases 34 to 270 code for a protein of 78 amino acids. NCBI's taxonomy places the organism in Eukaryota, Metazoa, Chordata, Mammalia, Carnivora, Phocidae. The transcript is spliced from 4 exons. The record is from RefSeq and is a predicted model, not a curated record.
CCGCAGUGGAGGCGGGGACAGAGGGUCUCGCAGAUGGCCCCGCUCCCAGGGGCAGAGCUUGUGCAGAGGCCGCUGCAGCUCUACCGAUACCUGAUGCGCUGUUGCCGGCAGCUGCCCGCCAAGGGCAUCCAGGAGCAUUACAGACAUGCUGUCAGGCAGAGUUUCCGGGUUCAUUCAGAUGAAGACAAUCCUGAGAGAAUCCAGCAGAUUAUUAAAAGAGCCAUUGAAGAUGCAGACUGGAUCAUGAACAAAUAUAAGAAACAAAACUGAGAUGCCGGGGCCUAGAGAACCAAGCUGUCCUGAAGACAUUGAGGUUGAGAGACCUCGCUUCUCCUGGAAGUCAGCAGCGGCAGCCGUUUUGGAAUAUCCAUCGGCCUUAUUGGCUGAGAGCAGGAAAUCAGGGGUAGGAGAAGCUGACGUCUGCUCAGCUGGCUCUUCUUUCCACGUGUAUGUCCCAGCAUCCUUUAUGUUUGCUUUUCUGGCCACUGCCACGGGAGAUUUGGGGAGAAUAUGUUUUGUCACUUUGCUCCGAAGGUGCUGCAUGUAUUCUGGGUGUUGUCCUUUGAGACCCAGAGUGGGCAUCCCCUCGGGCUGUCCAGGGAGGACAGGGCAUGGGUUUUCGAACCAGUCAGGUCUGGAUUU